ACCUCCCACGGCCACGCUCUUUCCGCACAGCGGGUCUUGUGGCACACACGUGUCUACAUAACCACCCGCAGCUGCUGCAUUCACACACGCGCCCCCCCUCCCCGCACACUCACUGAGUGUGCCUCGUUUGUGGCUCGACCCAGGCCGUGAGGAGAGGGGCGCCUGCCUGGUCUCCGAGGCCCGCCUGCGGGCGCCCGCCUGCUGCCGCCCCCUCGCGGUACCAUGUGGAGGGGGCGCUGUUCUCUGGGAGGGCGGCCUGGGGUGUCGCUGCUGCUGCUGCUGCUUCUGGGGCUGGCGGCGAGUGCGCGGGCCAGCGGCGAGUAUUGCCACGGCUGGCAGGACGGGGCGACUUGGCGCGACGGCUUCCAGUGCCCGGAGCACUUCGACGACGGCGACGCCACCAUCUGCUGCGGCACGUGCGCCCUUCGCUACUGCUGCUCCCGCCCGGAGGCCCGCCUGGACCAGGGCGUCUGCGACAACGACCGGCAGCAAGGGGGAGCCGAGCACGGCCGGCCCGACAAGGACAUCCCUGACGGCGCAGCAGUGCCUAUCUACGUGCCCUUCCUUAUCGUGGGCUCUGUUUUCGUCGCGUUCAUCAUCUUGGGGUCCCUCGUAGCAGCUUGCUGCUGCCGCUGCCUGCGCCCCAAGCAAGAGCCCCAGCAGAGCCGGCCUCCUGGAGGCAACCGGAUAAUGGAGACUAUUCCCAUGAUCCCAAGUGCCAGCACCUCCCGCGGAUCCUCGUCGCGUCAAUCAAGCACCGCUGCCAGCUCCAGCUCCAGUGCCAACUCAGGUGCCAGGCCUCCCCCUACCAGGUCGCAAACCAACUGCUGUUUACCAGAAGGGACCAUGAAUAAUGUAUACGUCAACAUGCCUACUAAUUUCUCAGUACUGAACUGCCAGCAGGCUACGCAGAUAGUGCCUCACCAAGGCCAAUAUUUGCACCCGCAGUAUGUGGGUUACGCUGUACCGCACGACUCUAUGCCCAUGGCCCCCGUGCCCCCUUUCCUUGACGGCCUGCAAAGUGGAUACAGGCCGAUUCAGUCUCCUUAUCCCCACAGCAAUAGCGAACAGAAGAUGUACCCAGCAGUGACUGUGUAGCUCGAAGGAGGGAUGAAACAGCAGCAGACACCCAAGCAAAAAAUAAAAAAUAAAAAUAUUGCCGCAACAGACUGUGAGCAGAGGAAAGGAACGCUUUUGGGAAGAAGCUUGCUGAACUUCAUUUGUAAAUAAUUUUGGAAGGCUCAUGCAUGUCGGGACAGUAUUUAUAAACGGUUUUCUUUUCGUUCAGUUCAGUUGCCAAAAGAACUGUAUGAAGAUAUCUUGGAUUUAACAUUUCCAGAUAAUGCUUCCAUUCCAGUGCAAAAUUUACAGGGGCAAAGGAUUAUGCUGAAGAGGCAUCUACAUUUUGGUUAGAUAAGUGUGUGAGUGUGUGUGUGUGUGUGUGUGAGUGUGAGUGAUUAAAUGCCUGAGCCACUAAGUGCCCUUCAAGGUGCUACACAGUCGAUGGUAUUUACCUAGUGAAUAGAAAACCAGCUUGUUACAUGGUACGAAAUAAUUGUUUUAGAAGUGUCUUUCCCCCAGAGUUUUAACUACCCUUCGUAUUGCUGUUCCGACAAUCACACUGACAACAGAAGGAUGAACAGUGCAAUCAAUCCUGGUUAGUUACAUAGUCCUAGACGUUUGACUUGAAAUU
This is a messenger RNA of Lacerta agilis (Sand lizard), 1693 nucleotides long. RefSeq names its product shisa family member 2 (gene SHISA2). The record is from RefSeq and is a predicted model, not a curated record. Gene Ontology annotation, biological process: negative regulation of fibroblast growth factor receptor signaling pathway; negative regulation of Wnt signaling pathway. NCBI's taxonomy places the organism in Eukaryota, Metazoa, Chordata, Lepidosauria, Squamata, Lacertidae. The transcript is spliced from 2 exons. Gene Ontology annotation, cellular component: endoplasmic reticulum. The coding region runs from base 223 to 1098 and encodes 291 amino acids.